CCUCCAACAGCGCCAUCUAUUUGGCGGGAAUGAAUGUCUUACAGAGCUGUACAUCCUAACUGUUUCUGCUGAUAGUGCACUAAAUGCGUGUUGCAUGAUUGUGUUAGCGGUAUAAAAACAACAACAAUCGUUCCAAGACGCGUUGGAGAUUUUUCUUUUGAAACAUGUCAGCUGUUGAGGUUCUUCAGACUGCCGGGCGCAGCGACUCUCCAGCUAAACCCAAAGACUCGGCAGAUGUACCCGUGGAGGAGGCUAAUGAAGGCCGGGAUCCCAUGGAGACGGAAGACCCACUGCCUAACGUAGAGGAGGAUGUGACGAAGAUUCUUGUAAAGAUGGAGCCCAGGACAGAGAUGGCUGACAGUGGAGGAGACUCAACUGUGAAAACCGAAGAGCUGUCGAUAAAGCCGGAAGAUGUGACGGAGGCACUGUCGAUAAAGCCUGAAAUCAGGGAAGGCGUUGUGACGGAGGAGAUGGUCAAGGAGGAACAAGAGCUCCAGAGUCAGGCGAUAGAGAAAGAGAAGAAACUGGCAGAGGAUCAGGAAAAGCUUUGGAAACAAAUGACGGAUGAAGAUCGUAACCAGCGCUACCAACGUCUGAAGUUCUUGUUGAGCAAAAGCAACAUGUACACACAGUACCUGAUAGAUCGUAUGGACAGACAGACAGAGGAAGAGAAGAAGAAAAAGGAAAGACAGUUGAAGAGGCUGAAGAAAAAGGAGGACAAACUCAAAGAACAACAGACAAAGGAACAGGAGGCGGUGGAAUCCAGCAGUCAGUCCAGUGAUGUUUCAGAGACAUCUACCAGGAGGUCGAGAAAAAGAAAAUCAGACCUGAUGGCUCCAGAACCUGUCAGCUCAACAAAAACCCCUGGGAAAAAAUCCAAGAGAAACACGAAGACGGAGCAAACUACUGCAACACCAAGUGAGGACAAGGAAAACUCUGCAACAAGUGAUAACACUCAAGAAGAACCCUCUGUUAAAGCAGGACAGAAAACAACAGAGACAAGUGAUCGGACCGCGAUUGCAACAACAGAGGAUACCACAGAGAAGGCGGGUCCAGGAAGUUCAACAACGGAGGAAGUGGGGGAAGACAAUGAAGAGGAGCUGCCGAUUCCGCGGAGAAUGAUAGGCGGACAAGAAGCCCUGGCUGGUCAGCCGUUGAUGUUCAGUGGCGGAGUACUUCGGCAGUAUCAGAUGAAUGGAUACAACUGGCUCAAGGUUUUAUUUGAGAACGGUGUCAACGGUAUCCUGGCUGACGAGAUGGGGCUGGGCAAGACAGUGCAGUGCAUUGCUCUCUUAGCUCAUCUGGUUGCCAUGGGCGUGUCCGGCCCCUUCCUUGUUGUGGGCCCUCUAUCCACUGUACCCAAUUGGUAUAGCGAGUUCAAGAGAUUCACACCAAAGGUACCGGUCAUAUUGUAUCAUGGCACCAAAGAUGAAAGGCGGACUCUACGGAAUAAGAUGCGGGUGAAGCAUAAGAUCAAGACGAACGUGGAAGUCCAACCUGUUAUUAUCACUUCCUAUGAGAUAGCCAUGAAUGAUAGGACUUUCAUGCAGCACUUUGACUGGAAGUACCUCAUUGUAGAUGAAGGUCAUCGCUUAAAGAACUCACAUUGUCGACUUAUUAGGGAACUGCGUUUGUACAAAACAACACAUCGACUGCUGCUCACUGGAACGCCAUUGCAGAACAACCUGGCAGAACUCUGGUCUCUGCUCAACUUUCUGUUACCGGAAAUAUUUGACGAUUUAGGAAGUUUUGAAGCCUGGUUUGAUGUUGCGGGUAUUGAAGGAGAUGCUGCUGACGAGAGAAUUGUAGCCGAAGAACAAAAAGGCAACAUCAUCUCCAUGCUGCAUCAGAUUCUGACUCCAUUCAUGUUGCGUCGUCUCAAGUCCGACGUUGAGCUGCUUAUUCCUCCGAAGAGGGAAGUGAUGGUGAUAGCGCCGCUCACCACGAUGCAGAAGGACUACUACUCCAGCAUCGUGGACAAGACCAUCAUGGACAAGAUACAGAUGAAAUAUGAAGAUGCAGCACCAGUGGAGACAGAUGCUAGAGGUCGGCCAAAGAGACGGUCGACGAAGAAUAAGAUCAACUAUAACAUGAUGGUGGAGGACCCAAAGGACGAGGGUCCCAAGAAGAACAAGAAGGCUGCGUACGAGGAGGAUCUGGAGUCCUGGGUACAUACAGUGAUUGAUGCCCAGGAGGAGAGGAGCGCUGCAAACAAGAAGAAAGUCAAGGAGAAGAAGGCGGAGAUCAACAUCAAGAUGCAGAACUCGAUGAUGCAGCUCCGCAAGUGCUGCAGCCACCCCUAUCUCCUGGAGCAUCCUAUAGAUGCAGCCUCAGGUCACCUGAUAGCAGACGAAACCUUGGUCAAAAACUCGGGGAAGAUGCUGAUGCUCGACAGGCUGCUGCCGGAGUUGAAGAGGAGGGGACAUAAGGUGUUGAUAUUCAGUCAGAUGACGAGGAUGUUGAACAUCCUGGAGAGCUACUGUGAGAUACGGAACUAUGAGUACUGCCGACUAGAUGGGUCGCGGUCUGUAGAAGAUCGAGGAGAACAGAUCAAGACCUUCAAUGAGGACCCCAAUGUCUUCUUGUUCCUGGUGAGCACGAGGGCCGGCGGCCUUGGCAUCAACCUGACAGCAGCCGACACUGUCAUCAUUUACGACAGUGACUGGAACCCCCAGUGUGACCUGCAAGCCCAGGACAGAUGCCAUCGCAUCGGUCAGACCCGGCCGGUGCUGGUGUACAGGUUCGUGACUGCCAACACCAUCGACCAGAGGAUUGUAGAACGAGCAGCAGCCAAGAGGAAGCUUGAAAAACUCAUCAUACACAAAGGGAAGUUCAAGACAGGUAUGAACGAGUUCAGCACAAGCCUGAAGCCGAUCAGUGCCCCGGAGCUUCUGGAGUUGUUGAGGUCGCGAGAUCACGAAGCGAUUGUGCAGGGUAGUGAGAAGAAUGUCAUUUCUAAUAAAGAUCUGGAGAAUCUGCUGGACAGAUCGGAUCUCGUCCGAAAGUUUGAAGUGAUGAAAGGCAAGUCAGCGGAUCAGAAGAAAAGGAAGUCCAAAGCUAAAGAUCCUGUGAUGGAAAGCAAGACAUUCAAAGUGUUGGAGACUGAUGAUGGAUAUUACACAAAGCAGGUGGAGGAGACGUCGUCACAGCCGACUGAAGCCCAGAGUGGCGAGACAUGAGCUAGAUUGUGUGUGCAUGUGUGGAUGUAUGACCGACAAGACGAGAGGGCGAGUCAAGCCUCAUCAGUGAUAGACAAGGCCAAGUCCUCCAGAUUUCAUUGGGCUUGGGACUAAUGGUUGUUACCGUCCCUUUCUCCGUGCAAUGACAAACUUGAAACAUCAAUACUUGUGUCCAUAGUUGAUGUUGGUGAUGAGUUCUUUAUGACUUCUUCCACUUCUUCGAUGCAAUGGCAGCAUGAAUCAGUUUGAACAUUUGAAUCAGUGAAUACAAUCCAUGAUGAACUAUGUUUGUUACAGAGGUUUCGUAAGGUGGUAGACAUUGAUACAUUUAUCAGAUAAUCAGUGUGUUUUCUAUCUGUGAUCAAAUGUUUGAGUUGUGUGAAGUAAAAUCACUAUGUGCAUGGAUGGGAAUUUUAUUUUAGGCUUGGAACAGCUUUUUUCUCUUUUUUUCUUUUCAAUUUAUGGGGAAAUUUCUUCUUGAGGAGCCAAGAUAACUUUUCAGCUUAAUUUAUAUUCUUGAAAGCAAGUCUUUCCAGUUAUAUUUUUCAUCGACUUAGACGCCACAAUUUGCUGCGCAGAGUUGUAUCUGUAGUCGUGCCAGAGAUCUAUCAUAGUUUUUAAUCCCGAUUAUGUUUCUAGGUUUGUCAGCAUCAUACCCGUGGUGAUGGCUAAGACCUGCAUCACUUCAGACAGUGCUAGCUAUGGAUUAUCAGUAAUGUAAUACGUGCAGCUGUUUAGCUGGUAGUGUUAAAGGUGCUAUUUAUCCAAGGGUAGUUGUUAUACUCUAUACCAUAUGUUAACAGUUGGGGAUGGUGUUAAUUGAGAUGCGUCUACUGAACGUUGUCCAUGCCGGCGUCAGUCUGCCUCACUGAUACUUAGUGCAUUGUUUGAUAGGCAUUUCUUAGAAGUAGACGGAUGACAAAGUAGACACAAUUUAGGGAUAACAACUUCUUUAGUUCUUUAGUUCUUAGUUCUUUAGUUUACUCUAAUAACAAUGUUUUGGUAUAGCAAGAAAACGUAUAAGGAUCUAUACUGAAAUGUCGCAAUGGUAUCAUAAAGACGUUGUUAUCCCGAGAGAGUGUCUACUUUGGGUACAAAUGCAGUUCAUGUGGUGGUUGUGUUAUAAUAGAUAAACAUGUAUUCUUCAUUGAAGACGAUACGGCCAGAUCAGUUUUCCUUCAGUUCAUCUUCAAGGACAUUAAUUGAUUGUCUUGCAAAAAAUGUCUCCAAGAUAUCUUUCAAAA
Haliotis rufescens (red abalone) is the source of this 4423-nucleotide messenger RNA. Its product is annotated as lymphocyte-specific helicase-like. The record is from RefSeq and is a predicted model, not a curated record. The transcript has 22 exons. Gene Ontology annotation, cellular component: pericentric heterochromatin; nucleus. Bases 165 to 3179 code for a protein of 1004 amino acids. Gene Ontology annotation, biological process: pericentric heterochromatin formation; lymphocyte proliferation; DNA methylation-dependent constitutive heterochromatin formation. Lineage: Eukaryota; Metazoa; Mollusca; Gastropoda; Lepetellida; Haliotidae. Gene Ontology annotation, molecular function: ATP binding; ATP-dependent chromatin remodeler activity; chromatin binding.